Molecule: messenger RNA, 1016 nt
Organism: Lipotes vexillifer (Yangtze River dolphin)
Lineage: Eukaryota; Metazoa; Chordata; Mammalia; Artiodactyla; Lipotidae
Gene: TEX50
Product: testis expressed 50
Exons: 2
Coding region: 145-681 (178 amino acids)
Source: RefSeq, a predicted model, not a curated record
GAUCAUCAGUGUAUAUUUUGCUGACUAGUAAAAGUAUCUUCAGUGCUUUGACUGGCACACCAUGUUAACUAAUACUCAGGGGCUUUCUGCUCUGUCUGUAACCAAUUUUUUACUAUAAAUGCUUUUUCCAUUUGAGAAAGAAAGAUGCCUUCUCAAGGACUAUCCCUGAUUUUUCCUCUGUUGUUUAUCUGCUUCUUCAGGGAGAGCUUCUGCAUUUGUGAUGGUACUACCUGGACAAAGGUUGGAUGGGAGAUUUUUCCAGAAGAAACGCAUCAUUUGAAAGUUAAGCCUUCUCCAUCUCACUGUCUACCUUACCCUCUGAACAAACUAUGCUGCAAUUUUGCUAGUAUGGAUAUAUUUCAGUGUUGUUUACAUCUUAUUUAUAUUGUAGUACAAGCUCUCUUUUUAAUCCUGUCUGUUUUAUCUGCUCAUUACCUGUGGGUGAAAUGGAAGAAACACAAAAAAAAGCUGAAGAAACAAGCCUCCUUAGAUACAGCUGGUAAUGAUCUAGAAAGCCAGCCCAUCUAUGACGUUGACCAAAUACUCUGCAGACCGGUGGCCACAACAUCAAUGAUCGCCAAGUACCUGAAUCAGGUGUUCCAUCAUCCUCCAGCUAAGAAAGUCAAGCACCAAAAACUAAAGGGGAAGAAGAGUGAAGGAGAAGGAGCCAGAGGAUACUAGACAUAUCCAUAUGCAAAUAUAACUCAGUCCAUUAUGAAGACUACACAAGAAAUCUAUUGCAAGAACUCAUGUAAGGACAAAAAUGGUUCUUUGGCAUCCUUUGUAAAUUUUUUGCCACGUUCUUUAAGGAAACUUUCCAACAAAGUCUGGAUCAAACAGUUAUUUCUAUUCAGCUAAAACGGCUCCAUACUCACUAAAAGUAAUGGGGAAAGACUGUAUACGAUCACUGCUUCAUGUUUAAGUGCUUUGUCCUUUUCAAUGUGUUCGAUUACUAAUCAUUAAACAAUCUGUAGAACAGAAUCUUCAUUUAGUGUUUCAGUAAAUCUCUGAUUUAA